UCAGGUCAUUUGUUGCGGAUCUGAGGACGUAUUGACUCCUGUUUUGUGAUCGCGCCGUAAAGUUUGGAUGCAUGCGGAUAAUAUAUUCAACCACUAAGCUUCCAGCUUUUAUUAUUAGACGUUAAUAAUAAUAAUGUUUAUUUACUUAGGCUUGUUUUGAAGACGAUGCAGCUUUUGACGCAACAGCUGCGCACCUCUGCGGGUUUUACUUUGAAACGGGCCACGGGGAAGUCCUCUUUACAUUCUGUCCGGCUUGUCCGACGCCGAUGUGAAGGUGCAGCACCCCUCAUCAUUCCCAUCAGAACCGCUACCGCCGGCGCCCCGUGGCUCUCUCCUGCUCCCAUCCCCUGCUGCUGACGGAGGGGGCGUAGCAGUGAAGUCACGGUGAUGUCAUUCUAGGAUGUAAGAGUUGGGGGCAAGGUGAGCUGGUUUUGCGGUGAGUGGUGUCCCCUCCACGGCCAGCGUUGCCUGUACAGAGGCGCGGAGCGGCGAAAGAUGGUCAUCGCCACCGGCACCAAUUCAAGCUCCGACGCGCUCCGUCCCUCGACUCCUGCUCAGAUCUCGGGCUAUGGGGCCUUGAUCUGCCUUGAUCCCAAAAUAAACCGCGACCGUCACCAUGCCAAAGGACAAAAAAUAAGAAGACUAGUGUUUUUAGGGCAGGUAACUUUGACCACGUGCCCCAAAGGUAAACUGGAUGGCCGUUGCGCAAAGGUGCCUCUACAGCAUGUCCAGCGGGGCCAGGACGCACUGGACUUUGCCAGCAGUUAUCGUACUGUGGACUCUUUGGGGGAUCGCUUCAUCUUAUCCGAUUCCGAGCAGGACCGAUGCGGCGUUCCUGGAAAAUAAGUGGGAGACCCUGUUCUCCCGCUCCUACCUGGGCGUACCGGGCGGAAAAUCCCAGCUGAACUGGGAGAGUGACUAUUUGCAGGGCAUCAAACGAGUGCGGCGCCUGUACUGCAACGUGGGCAUUGGGUUUCACCUGCAGGUGCUCCCGGACGGCAGGAUAAGCGGUACACACAAUGAGAACCCGCACAGUCUGAUAGAGAUCUCCACCGUGGACCGAGGAGUGAUCAGCUUGUUCGGCGUGAGGAGCGAGAUGUUUGUCGCAAUGAACAGCAGGGGAAGGUUAUACGGAACGAGAGCCUUCGGGGACGAGUGCAAGUUCAAGGAGACCCUGCUGCCCAACAACUACAACGCCUACGAGUCUUUUGUUUACAAGGGCUUCUACAUCGCCCUCAGCAAGCACGGGCGCGUGAAGCGGGGCAACAGGGCCACCACCGCCAUGACUGUCACACACUUCCUCCCGCGGCUCUAAGACAACCUGGCAAUAGCUCACUCAUUUGCACAUGUGGAUGUUCUUCCAGGUAACAGAGACACACGAGUGGACUGCAGAAGAAAACACACAUAUUUAUUCUGUUUGUAUAUCUGUAUAUUUGGAGAGCUAUCUUUGUAUAUGUAUGCCAUACUGUGCUGCUUAUUGUUUUUAUGGACAGGGGGAGCUGAAGCCUGUCUCACUUUACCUGGUGCUUGCUGUAACUGGACUACGUGUCACUUCCUCUUUUUAAGACAGGGGCUCGAGCUGUAUCCUGUGCUUUUAAAGAGGGAAAUGAAUCCGUUUUAUUACCUCAAAGACCCACUUUGACAGAUGAAGGGAUGCAUGGACUCCUGCUCAAAUAGCUGCUUUCUUCCUCCGUCGGAGCGCUCGCCGGCUCGCUGCUCGUUUGUAGACGCCGAGCAGCAGGGGAAACUUAAAUGCACUACCUUUGCUGCACGAUUCAAAGGUGCCUUGGCGUUCCCACUUGUGGCCCCCUUAAACCUGCAUGUAAGAGACACCCGCUGGAGUCAGAAAUAGGGCUGACGCUCCAGAGAGGGCCUCCGGAGGGAGGGGGAGGUACGACCGUCUCUGGUUUAUUUUUCUGUAAUUAGAUCGAUUAAGUAAUGUACAAUCUGUGGUGGAGACCAGAGAGCGGUCGGCCAUCGAGGCUGGCGCGAGGCCACCAGUCUGAGUGUGGAAUUGCCAUCAAAUAAACAGGGUGGAAAACUUAUUUAUCUAAGCAUGGAGACACAUUUUAUACCGGCGUAGCUUGCGUCUGAGCGCACACUAGAGAAGCUGCUAUUAAAAACGAUGUCUGCUGUCCAUGAAACCAACAAAUGGCGUGUAAAUAGUCCAGCACAUACAAAGAGAAGAGUCCAGGAGCUGCUUGGGCGGCUGUGUGGAGGUGAAGCCGGCCUGAGGCUGCACAGCGUUGGGUUGGGAGAGUCUCCAGGUGUCUCCUGUGGUGCAGCGUGGGUUCUGCUCCCGCUCGUCUGCAGUGGCAGCAGGGUGUCAGUUUUAAAUGCAAUUAGGGAGGAGUCAGUGGCGUUGCCCAGAGGACGCUGUUGUUUAACGGACCUGAAUCCGAUGACGCCCGUUGAUUUGGAGCUUGAGGUUGAGCCGUUUUGUGAUCAAACAUCCCCAGAGAAGACGUGGCGCCAUCGUCCACGAGCAGCUGCACCAGAACCCCCGUCCAUGUUCCUGGACGGUCUUUAGCUUCGUGCAUCUCUCCAUCAGCCGCCGUCGGUUCUUAGAACCGUACCAGGAUUCUUUCAGUCCAGGGAGCCGGCUGCUGUCUUUGUUGUUCAGCAGAACGCGACACUUCUGCCCGUCCUUGGGAUUCCAGCUGUAACCCAAAGUCCUUCCUCCUCUCCUUUCAGCCUUUUUUAGUUCAAGGUCAGAUUCACGGUCCGUCGCGGGCCCCAGUCACGACAGCUUUAGGGUCAGACUGUUUCCUUGGAACACGCACCUGAGGUGCAUAAAUCAACUUUAUAAGUUGAAACUAUGUAACCUGGAAACAAAAAGCUGCUCUCGUCUCAUCAACGUGCUGCCCAUUUACUGGUACUGGGACAUUUGUGGGGUGGGGACAUCUGCAGAGUGAACGCAGUGGGUGCAGAGUCCUGCUGCACUCCGGUCCUGCAGCCGUCCUCAGGACCCACCCUCUGCUGCUGGGCACCAACCCAACCACAGGCGGACGGAGGAGAACCUUGCACAUGCACAGCGGCGGCGGCUUUUCUCGCCGCCCGACAUCUCCAGUAGCACCUUAUCAAAGACGCCUCCACCGCGAACAGCUCUGUGCCGAAAACAGAGCUGGGUCCCUAAAAAAGUUAGUGUUCAUGUCUAAAAGAAAAGGCUCACCUUUAAGCUUUGACCAAAAAUUGUAUCCAGAUCUGUCUUUUUCCUUUCCAUGAAUUAUCAUAGAUCAGAUUUGAGUUGAUUCAGGGUGAGGAACAUCUUUUUUAUAAUGUUAAUGUCCUUUAGCAUGCCUGUUCCCCAAGCUCGAUAGGGGCGUGUGCUUCAUGUUUUUUUAAUACCUAACGUAAGCGAGCCUUCACUCUAUUCCUCUCAUUUCUGUUCUCAUAUACCUCACCUUCUGCCUUAGUUUGGGUUUGCAAAAUGCUGUAAAUGAAGAAGAAACUAACUUCAGUCAUUAGUUUCGGUAAAAACAGACGAGCUAAGUAAGGAUAUUAAAGUUUUUCCGUUUAUUUUUGUACGUAUGUGCUGUGCACAGCAGUCUACUGUAUUCCUGAGAUAAGAAUAAAAAGUUUGUCUUUUUUAACUGGU
Molecule: messenger RNA, 3598 nt
Organism: Betta splendens (Siamese fighting fish)
Lineage: Eukaryota; Metazoa; Chordata; Actinopteri; Anabantiformes; Osphronemidae
Product: fibroblast growth factor 6-like
Exons: 3
Coding region: 695-1315 (206 amino acids)
Biological process (GO): positive regulation of gene expression; cell differentiation; positive regulation of cell population proliferation
Cellular component (GO): cytoplasm
Molecular function (GO): growth factor activity; fibroblast growth factor receptor binding
Source: RefSeq, a predicted model, not a curated record